Messenger RNA from Penicillium egyptiacum, 450 nucleotides. The record is from the annotation of a GenBank genome assembly. NCBI's taxonomy places the organism in Eukaryota, Fungi, Ascomycota, Eurotiomycetes, Eurotiales, Aspergillaceae.
AUGGGCAACAUUUGCUCCCGCUCUUCCAAUGAGCCAGACCCCUUCAACCAACCGGGCCGUGUGGUCGGCACCACCUCAGGGAGAACUGCCGCACCCCGCGCCCCACUUCCGGGCAAGACAAACUGGAAGUCUACACCCGGCCGCACUCUGGGUGAGAGCACUGCAGUUGGUAGUACUGGUGGAACGGACGAGGCACGUGCAAAUGCUGCAAUUGCGGCACAGGUAGGACAGCUCGUUUCCCGCGAACAUAUGCUGUGCAGGGCUACGAUUGCUGACUUGUGUGUGUUACAGAAACGUGCUGAAGGCGCCUCUGCCAAUAAAGGGAAAUUGGGCUCAAAGCUGGCUGCACAGAAGGCACAGACUCAGGCGCAGACAUUAAAUCAAGUCAGUCGCACUGAGAGGGCUGCACGAGAUGUAGAUGGGGUUGAGGCUGCAAGGAGAUGGGAAUAG